AAGGUGUUUUUUGCAGAAACGUUUCAGAUUUCGUUCCGUUCUCCGGCUUCGUCUUAAUCUCUCGGGGCGAGCUUGUGGCACCCGUGGACACACACAGACAGUGUGGCGAGCGUAGAUAAGCCCCCUUAUGAGGUGAAAACCCUUCCCUGUCCCGCAGUAUCCGCUCCAAGCAGGAAUAAGUGAUGUCACGGCUGUUCUUCCUGUUGGCAUUGCUUAUUUUCUCCUGCAGCAUCCAGGUGUCUCCCACCGCUACUCUGGAUAAGCUAAAGGAGAAUUGGACACUGUACAUGGAGGAGUGUGAUCGCAACAACAGCCGAGACCCACCAACCAUUGGCCCUGUGUGCAACAGGACUUUUGACAAUUAUGCAUGUUGGCCUGAUGGACUCCCCAACACCACAGUCAGCGUGUCAUGUCCAUGGUAUCUGCCGUGGUACCAUAAAGUUAAGCAUGGCAUGGUGUAUCAAGAAUGUGAUGCAAACGGCCAGUGGGUGACUACUAAGAAUACCAGCGAGUGUGACUCCAUCGAUGCAAGUCUGCAGUACUAUGGCCAUAUUCGAAUCAUGUACACAGUGGGUUAUUCCUUAUCUCUGGUGGCUUUGGUGUUGGCGCUUGGCAUCCUCAUAUUCUUCAGGAAGCUUCAUUGCAUGAGGAACAACAUCCACAUGAAUCUGUUUGCCUCCUUCAUCCUGCGAGCUCUGUCCAUCCUCAUCAAAGAUGCUCUGUUGGAGGCCAACAACACAUCACAUGACCUUAGUAGAGACCAGGAACAAGGAUUUCCCGAGGCAUCCAUGCCUCCUGUGGAGCUGCUGGUCAACAAUGAGAUGACCAUCAGCUGCAGAAUUGCCGUCGUGAUGAUGCAGUACAGUAUUAUGGCUAACAGCUACUGGCUGCUGGUGGAAGGCAUCUACCUCCACAACCUCCUGGUCAUAACUGUGUUUACAGAGAGGAACUACUUUAAAAUCUACCUGUGCAUCGGCUGGGGUGCCCCGCUAAUAUUCCUUGUGCCCUGGGUUGUAGCUAAAUACCUGUAUGAAAACCAGGAGUGCUGGGAGCGAAAUCUGAACAUGAAUUAUUGGUGGAUAAUCCGUUCUCCGAUACUGCUGGCAGUUGUGAUCAACUUUCUUAUCUUUAUCCAUAUCAUCAAAAUUCUUGUGUCCAAACUUCGAGCUCAUCAAAUGAGAUAUACAGAUUACAAAUUUAGGUUGGCUAAGUCAACCUUAACCCUGAUUCCUCUGCUGGGUAUCCAUCAGGUGGUCUUCAUCUUUGUGACAGACGAGUCCACCAAGGCAACCAUUGGCCUACGUCUCACAAAGCUCUUCAUUGACCUCUUCUUCUCCUCCUUCCAGGGUCUCUUGGUGGCCAUCUUGUACUGCUUUGUCAACAAAGAAGUUCAGUCUGAGAUCUUGAAGAAGUGGAAGCGCUGGAAGCUAGGGAGAAACAUUGAGGAGGAAUACCGACACACCUACAGCAAUACACCUAACACAAAGACAGGAAGCCUGCUGAACCAUGUUUCCCGGCUGCCUCAUCUGCCAGACAUCGCCAAGAGCUCGACCCCGGUCUGCAGCCCGGAGGAGACGCUCAUGCUUGUGGCUGGAUGCCACAAUGGUAUGCUAGACAGCAAGGGGGAAAGCAAGUGUGGGAGUGAGGGAACCAUCAGUAACUGCACCCUGGUGGAGGACAUCAGCCUCACAGAGAAGGUGCAGGGCCAUCAGGCUCCAGGAGAGAACGAGGAGAGCGAUCUGUGAAAUGUGCUGGGAAUUACAAAAUAAUGAAAGAAGUCGGAGGGCCUUGAGCGCUCGUCUGGCUCUGACGUACUGCCCUGGGUGGCUGUGAAGAGAUGGGCUGAUAGAGUCAUCUGUCAGAGAUCGGUGCCACUGGAAGACACUCAGCCCCCUUUACAGCCUGAAAACGGAGAAUGAUUCAGCAGACACCCACGCUGAGGUGUCAUAUGUGCUGUGAGCCUUGUGAAUGGAUUUCUGUAGAUGUUUGUCAAAUGGUGAAAAAGAACAUGCUGCAUGUUGGACAAUACAACAACAGCAACUUGAGGAAGAUAAAACAUGUAAAAUAAUAAGAGAAAACCCUACAACCUCAAAAAGCAACAGAAACAAAAAAGACACAGGGUCCUUGCUCAAGCUUCUGCUUUAAUUUGUGUUGUGUAUUAAAUGUAUUUGUGUGGUACGGGAGGUAAGAAGCAAAUUGGACAUUGAACUGCAUACAAAAAAAGGCCAAACAAGUGAAACAAAAAAACAUGCAAGGGAAGAGAUAUUUUUUUCUGCUGUGUUCUGAUAUGUGUAAAUAGUUUCUUGUCUGACUUUUUUGAAAAUGUAGAAAACAAAGAAACGUUCUGUUACCUUAUAAAGUAAGGUGACCACAGUGUUGUUCAAACAGCCCCAUCCAGGGUUUAAUGGAAAUUGGCAGCUGUUCUCAUUCGGACAUUCCAAAUAGACUCUUAAAAGAGGUCAACAGAUGGUUUGGGAUGAAUUAUGAGUAAGCUAAAAUGAUCAGCACUUGACUCACUUACAGAAAGUGUUUAAAAAUGUAGAUCAAUCAUUUUAUAUGCUCCUAACCCAUGGGUACUGCCGAGGGCCACAGACAAACAUGCCAGAUGUGUGUUCAAGGGAACUGAUGUAAUUCUGCUGCGCAUUACUAACACAUCGAUGCACAAGUAUGUAGUGCUCACGUCCGCGUCGACCACUGCUGCAUAGGGUCAACACAGAAGUAUAAACCAGCCUUAAGUUAAGUAAAAGCUUUGGUUAGCAGGAGGGGUGUGAGGCUUCUGUGCAGAUAUUGGCUCCAAAAUACGUCACCAAUAUGUUAACCUACAUCAAGGCAGUAUUUUGUCUUCAUUUUGUUUUACCAUGGGGGGAAAUGGAGGCGUGCUUUUCUUAUUAAUACACCGUCAAGAAUAAGUUGUAUGAAUCAUAUGCAGAGGAUUCAUGCCAUACAGUGCCAGCACAAAGGUGGAUCCUAUGUGUGAGCCCUGGGGCAUGUGCCAAUGACUGCAUCUUACUCUGCAGACAGUGUGUAAUCAUUUGCCUAUUCCUGCAUCUGCAGGGGCUGUAGUGUGGAUACUGAGAACAAAACUCUGAACCAGAAAACCAGAACAACACCUUCCAAAUAAACAUUCAAGUGACAAUUAAAGCUGAAUUAGCGAUUAGCUUCUGAGCGAGCACAAAAAAGGAAGCCUCCCACAGAGCUUUCAUUCAUCUUUAGGUUGCUAAACAGAACUAAAUCAACUUGACUGUAUAUGUUUUACUAUUUUCACAAUGUUAAUUUAUAAUUGGUACUGUCUCUGUGUAUAUAUUUGUUGAUAUAGGUGAUUUAUUUGAUUUCUGUCAAUAUAUUUCAUGGCAUGUAUGUACAAGUGUAUUUUCAGGUGGGUAUGAAUGUGCGUGUUUUCAGUAUUCCAGAUAUGUAGAUGUGUUACAGUAGGAUGAGUUGAUGGUUUGGUUGAUAUAAAGCAGUAUAAAUGGCUUCACAGGGAGCACAGAGGUCAGAGGUAAUCAUGAACCAGCCUCAUUCUUACAUGUACAGUAUUUCAACACAUGACGUUUCUAGAAGUCAUGCCGAUGUGAGGCACAAGGAGGACGCAGCUCCGUGGUUGAUAAUGGGAGCUUUUCUUAACAUGAUUCCCCAGUGUCAUUUUGUAGAUCAACGCUAAAUUAGAGCACAACAGCCACAUGUUUUCCACUCAGAUAAUAGCUCUGGGUCUUUACACGUCAGCCAGGUGCAGGUAUUGAGUCUAUGUAAAAUAAAUUGCAGGCGGGGGCUAUUUUCCAUCAUCGACUGCUGAGGAUUGUAAUAGAGCAGGUAGAUACCCAAUGCUCAGAAUUGGGUUGGGACUACAGGACACAAACACACACACACACACACACACUGUGGCUGCUGAUGUACAGAGGUAAAAAAAAAAUUUUUUCAAGACCUGGAUAAAUGUUUGGAAAUAGUAACAAAAGGAUGUCCUACACCUUGAGGUCAAUGGUAUUCAGUCACAUUUGUAAGUUUGCUUUAUUCAUAUAAAAUAAUUUUUUUUCCCAAGUUGUGAUCAUAGCUAUGUUUGUUUUGAAGCCAGCAGCUUGGGUCACUCCCCUCUCUGGACCAAAGUGGUUCUGUCUGAAUGUAUUCUCUAGGAGGCCCAAAUCCAUAUAUUCUUUUUUAUUCUCUCUUGAAGUGGUCAUGUACAGUCAUGUAAUAUUUGCUGUGAGGAACCAAUCAGUAAAAUCGGACUGUGUUCAGGUGUAUACAGUUUAUCAUAUAUUGUGUGUGCAUAUCAAACUUUGUCAAAAUGGUGAAAGAAUAAACUGCAAUGUAAGUGAAACAGGACUCCAA
Notolabrus celidotus (New Zealand spotty) is the source of this 4326-nucleotide messenger RNA. RefSeq names its product glucagon receptor a (gene gcgra). The coding region runs from base 183 to 1745 and encodes 520 amino acids. Gene Ontology annotation, molecular function: peptide hormone binding; glucagon receptor activity. NCBI's taxonomy places the organism in Eukaryota, Metazoa, Chordata, Actinopteri, Labriformes, Labridae. The transcript is spliced from 14 exons. Gene Ontology annotation, cellular component: plasma membrane. The record is from RefSeq and is a predicted model, not a curated record. Gene Ontology annotation, biological process: cell surface receptor signaling pathway; adenylate cyclase-activating G protein-coupled receptor signaling pathway.